This is a messenger RNA of Anthostomella pinea, 951 nucleotides long. The record is from the annotation of a GenBank genome assembly. NCBI's taxonomy places the organism in Eukaryota, Fungi, Ascomycota, Sordariomycetes, Xylariales, Xylariaceae.
AUGCGUCGCAAGGUUGGCACAGGCACUGCGUCGCGUGCUGUGGGCACAGCUUCUGGCCCAACCCCGGUUUCGUCGGCCUUCACCACCCCUCUCAGCUCGGCAUAUCCCUCCACCCAUACCUCAGAAGCCGAGUACGAUAUCACCGACGAGGUGGCCAAGCUGUCCCUUGGUGCCGACCAUGUCGGGACCGCCUUGAGCACACCUAAGUCAAAGCGAGUCAAGCAGCGACCAUUUCGUUUUCUUGAGCUCCCCUCCGAACUGCGUCUCAAGGUCUAUGAGUACCAUUUCGCCAACACCGGUGAUGUUCUGGACCUUGAUCCUGACAACUACAAGCGCAUCCAUCAGAAACUGGCCAUACUACGAGUCUGCCGCACCAUCUACAGAGAGGCAUCAUACUUCUUCUACAGCACCCACUCAGUUCGUGUCUUCCCGACCCAUCCCGGACGUUUCUUCAAGACCAAGAAGCCGCUUCUGGCACGCAUGAAACCAGGACAGAGGGCGUCUAUCAAUUGCCUUGAGCUUCGUCUUGGCCCUGGCUGGAGUAAGCCCCCUCGUGGAUGGGUGGUGAACCCGGCACUGGGACUGAAUGAGUGCAUCAGCGUCACCAAGCUCAACGUCUUCGUCGAAUGCGAUCCUGGCAACGAUAUUUUCAAAGGCUUUCGCCAACCAAAUGGAUUCUUCGAAAACUUCUCCAAGUCACUUCUCACCGCCAUUCUUGAUGAGAUGCCCUGGGUCGAGCGGAUCGAGUUUGAUGCAUGGCCCAGCGUUAAGAAAUCCGGUGUCCUGAUGUCAGGUUUGAUUGAGCUGUCAACUUCGAGAGGAUUGAGAAUCACUUGGGGGUCAGAACGGGGGUGGAGUGAUGCUGAGGAGGUUGAGCCGGUGCCUGUCGUCCAGAACUAUGCACCUCUCCUCGUCAAUUCUGGGAGCCACAACAUCUUGGUCGUGGCAUAG